UUACACACAGCUAAUUCACUGUCCAUUCUAUAGGGUUUCCUCUUACUCCUCAGGAGAAUACUGCCGGAGCUCCGGUGACCACCACUGUCACCGGCGAAGGACAUUUCAUUUCCUUUCCUGAAGCUCAGUCAUUUUAUUGACGGAGGUUUUCCAAUCGAUUUGGUAAAAAGAUGAGCAGCUCAGAUGAGGAAUCAGACUUCAGUGAUUCUGAGAUUAAUGAUUAUAUAGAGAAACCUUAUCAAGAACUGAGAACUGGAAAAUACAAAGUGAAGGGUCCAAAUGGGUCUCUCAGAUGCCCCUUUUGUGCUGGGAGGAAGAAGCAAGAUUACAAGUACAAGGAACUGCUUCAACAUGCUUCUGGUGCAGGUAAAGGUGCUCGUUUAGGUGCAAAACAAAAAGCAAAUCACUUGGCACUUGCAAUGUACUUGGAAUCUGACCUAGCUAAUGAGGCUGAGCCAGUACCCCCACGUGCUGUCACACCAGAGCGCACAGAAGCCGAGCAAACAGAAGUAUUUUGCUGGCCUUGGACUGCGGUUGUUGUCAAUAUGUCAAAAGAAACAGCAGAUGGAGAAUCUGUGGACGACAAGGAGUAUUGGUUGAAAAAAUUCUCCUUGUAUAAGCCCUUGGAAAUUAUGCUUUUCCAUGAUAACCAAGCGCUGGUGUCUGAAGCUAUUGUGACUUUUGAUAGGAAUUGGACUGGUUUCAAUAAUGCAAUGGAAUUUGAGAAAUCCUUUGAAGCCAGGCGCUGCAGUAAAAAGGAAUGGUGUGCCCAUAAAAGUUGCCCCAGUUCAAAUAUUUAUGGAUGGGUUGCUCGGGAAGAUGAUUUUAGAGCAGAAGGGGCAAUAGGAGAAUACCUCCGUGGAAAGGGGGAGUUAAAAACUAUAUCUGACCUGAUCAAGGAAGAAACCCAGGAUAGGAAUAAGGUCGUAGCUACUCUAGCUAACGAGAUUGAUAUGGAAAAUGAAAAUCUGGAUGAGCUGCAGAUACAGUUCAAUUUAAAGACGUUGUCUCUUAGGCAGAUGCUUGAGGAGAAAGACAUACUACAUCGUUCUUUCUUUGAAGAAACAAGGAAGAUGCAACGCCUUGCACGGGAGCAUGUACAGAAGGUCCUACAUGAGCAGGAGAUGCUAAGUGUAGAGCUGGAGAGGAAGAAGAAGCAGCUAGAUAUUUGGAGCAGAGAAUUGAACAAACGUGAGACCUUAACUGAAAGAGAAAAGCAAAAGCUGGAUGAGGAGAAGCAAAAGAAUGACGUAAGAAACUCUGCACUUCAAAUGGCCUCUGCAGAACAAAGGAAAGCUGAUGAGAAUGUGUUGAGACUAGUUGAAGAACAUAAGAGAGAGAAGGAGGAAGCUUUGAGAAAGAUACUUGAGUUAGAAAGAGAGAAUGAUACCAAGCAGAAGCUGGAAAUGGAAAUUGCAGAACUUAAAGGAAAACUAGAAGUUAUGAAGCAUCUAGGAGGUGACGACGAUGCAGCUGUGCAAAAUAAAAUCAAGGAGAUGAACGAGGAGCUGGUUGGGAAAAUGGAAGAAAUGGAAGACUUGGAAUCCUUGAAUCAAACCCUUCUAGCGAAGGAGCGCAGGAGUAAUGAUGAGCUACAAGAUGCUCGGCGCACGUUAAUUACGGGAUUGAAUGAGCUCUUGACCAGCGGGCGCUCCCAUAUUGGUAUAAGAAGAAUGGGGGAAAUCGAUUCAAAAGCUUUUCAGAAUGCAUGCAAGCAAAGGUUCCCAAAUGAGGAAGCUGAGAUCAAGGCUUUAGAACUGUGUUCUCUUUGGCAGGAAAAGAUAAAAGACUCUGAUUGGCAUCCAUUUAAAACUUUCAUGGUUGACGAGUCCAAGGCUGAGAAAGUGAUCGAUGAGGAUGAUGAAGCGCUAAAAAAGCUCAAGGAGGAAUGGGGGGAUGAAAUUUACAAUGCAGUAACUGAAGCUCUAAAGGAGAUUGAGGAAUACAAUCCCAGUGGCAGAUAUGUGAUCCCUGAGCUGUGGAAUUUCAAGGAACAAAGGAAGGCUACACUAAAGGAAGCAAUCAGCUUCAUUUUCAAGCAAUUGAAGACACAUAAGAGGAAGAGAUGAUAACAAGGUGCUCAUAUAUUGUCUUCUAUUUCUGUCAAAUGGAAUAUCUGCUUACACCUUCACUUGCUCUGUUUCAUGCAUUGUAGUGCAGUAUCUUGUUAGUGGUUCAUUACAUAGUUGCUGACGAUGUAGGACUCUUCGGCAACAGAUGCUAUGAGAAUUUACGUGGUGGAAAUUGGACGUCUCUCGCUAUUAAAUUAGUCUGUUGCUAGCACUUAAAUAUUCUUCAUGGCGGUUGUAAAAUUUGUACCACUGACUAGUAAGAUGAUUUUCCGUGUAAUUGGACUUAGGACGUUCUAAAUUGAUGAUUGCUGAAUCUCAGAUUA
This is a messenger RNA of Nicotiana attenuata, 2395 nucleotides long. Its product is annotated as factor of DNA methylation 1-like. Gene Ontology annotation, biological process: gene silencing by siRNA-directed DNA methylation. NCBI's taxonomy places the organism in Eukaryota, Viridiplantae, Streptophyta, Magnoliopsida, Solanales, Solanaceae. The record is from RefSeq and is a predicted model, not a curated record. The transcript has 7 exons. Bases 171 to 2069 code for a protein of 632 amino acids.